Molecule: messenger RNA, 837 nt
Organism: Plasmodium vinckei vinckei
Lineage: Eukaryota; Apicomplexa; Aconoidasida; Haemosporida; Plasmodiidae
Product: conserved Plasmodium protein, unknown function
Exons: 2
Coding region: 1-837 (278 amino acids)
Source: RefSeq, a predicted model, not a curated record
AUGCCUAGAGGUGGACAUAAGGGGGGCCUAUUUCCUGUUAGUGGAAUAAAAUGGGGUAUGCAUGAACGAGUUAAAAAGAGGGGGUUAUAUCAUAAUAGGAGGGAAGAUAUUUUAACACCUAGAUGGGGGUAUAGAUAUGAAAAUCGAAAUAAAAAAUAUUUACCAGAUGGAAGUUCUAAAUCUUUUGAUUAUGAUGUAACAAAAGCUUGGCCUCAAGAAAGAAAACAAUGGAAUUAUUAUUAUACAAUUAAUGAAGGUAGAUAUAUAUGGCCUAGUAUAUGUGCAUAUAAUCCUGAUAUUAAAAACUAUAUUUUAAAUGUUUUAGAGGAUAGUCAAAAUCGACCAUUUAGUGGAAUUGGAUUUGAUGAAGUUCAAAAUGAUUAUAUAAAAGACCAAAGCAAUAGUAAUAAUGAUAACAGUUUAAAUAAUAUGAACAGCAAUAAUAAAAAUAGCUAUUUGUAUAAGCUAGCUACCGAAUUUAAUAAUACUAUAUAUCCACAAAUUGAAGUAAAUUUAAAUAAUCGAUUAAAAAGAGGAAGAAUUCAAAAAUUAUAUGAUAUUAUAAAAGAAGAAAAUAUAUGGAAAACUACACAAAAAAUAAAAACAGCGCAAACUGAAAAUGUAUUUCCAUAUGUUGACGAUAAUGCUACUUUAAUAAGAGAAUUACCACUCUCUGAAAUUUUAUAUACAAAAAGUAAUUUAAGAUUAAAAGUUAGAAGACAUCCAAAAUGGAUGAAUGUCCAAUUUUUAAAAAAAAAGUUAAAAAUACCUUACUUGUACAGGAGAAGAGUUUCAAGGGAAGAAUUACAAAAAAAAGAACUCGGAUCAUUUUUUUAA